CUUUCAAUUUCAUCUCUUCAUUGUUGCUUCAUCAUCAUCACCUCUUCACGCACCUCACUCUUUCAUACCGGCGCCACGCUUGGUGGCUGGUCCAAUUUUGCCUCUCGCCUCGCCCCUCGCCCCUCGCCGCCUCGCCCGCGCGGUUUCGACGUCGGGGGAAACGGCGGCGUCGAACUUGCGCUCUCUGCUCGUGCGCCUGGCGCGGACUUCUCUCGUCGAGCCGUCACCGCCUGCGUUCGCUGCGCUCGCUGCGCUGCGCUGCCCUGCCCUGCGUCGUCGUUCUGCUAGGCUAGGCUGUUGACGAUGUCCUCGGCUUCGUCGACGUCGGCGCCUUCUUCGUCCUCCUUCUCCUCUUCCUCAUCCUCUGCGACCUCGUCAUCACAAUCGAGCCGCCCCUCGUCAUCGUCUUCCACCAUUAGCAGCUCAAACAGCGGCAACGACGGCCUAAGCAUCGGCCUAGGCCCCAUUGGCGUCUCCAUCGGCGGCAGCGGGAGCGAUUCAUCUUCAUCAUCCCGGUCCUCCUCCUCUUCUGACUCCAUGUCCUCCCCUACGCGCGACACGACCACCAAUACCAUGUCCUCGACAACGCCCACUACUACACGUCAAACAACGACGACUUCGGAUACUUCGACGUCUAUCACCUCGUCGACGACUUCCUCGUCCACUUCGGAUACCACCUCGCCGACUACCACUUCUCGGACCUCAGACACUUCCACGUCCUCUGAUACCACUCGCGUGAGUCCCACAACCUCUUCAACUUCCUUCUCUUCUUCUUCUUCUCGGGUUGGUGUUGCGCGCGCGGCGGGGUCCAUCUCUCCAUUCACUGGUAGCCUUGUGCCGGCAGCGAGGAUGUGUACUGACCUCUCGUACUCGCACUCGCACCUCUCGCCCCUCCCACUCCUCGCGCCGCGCAGACAUCUACCGCCGCCCCCGUCACGUCUACGGCAACGACGACCCCAACCAGCACAGCGGCGCCGCAAACAAGCAACAACAACAACAACAACAACAACAGCAAUGGCGCCGACACGCCCGUCGUCGUCACUUCCGUCGUCCAAGCCACCGCACCGGGCGGAUCGGCCGUAACCCUCACCUCGACCUCCCGCCCACAAAACGGAGAGCUCAAUGGCUCCAACGGUUCCGGCUCAUCGAGCUUCUUCGACAACAAUGGCGCUGU
Messenger RNA from Jaminaea rosea, 1174 nucleotides. RefSeq lists its product as hypothetical. The record is from RefSeq and is a predicted model, not a curated record. The transcript is spliced from 3 exons. Bases 304 to 1083 code for a protein of 259 amino acids. Lineage: Eukaryota; Fungi; Basidiomycota; Exobasidiomycetes; Microstromatales.